This is a messenger RNA of Rosa chinensis, 1627 nucleotides long. Its product is annotated as luminal-binding protein 1. Bases 455 to 1342 code for a protein of 295 amino acids. Gene Ontology annotation, molecular function: ATP-dependent protein folding chaperone; misfolded protein binding; heat shock protein binding. The record is from RefSeq and is a predicted model, not a curated record. The transcript has 5 exons. Gene Ontology annotation, cellular component: membrane; cytoplasm; nucleus. NCBI's taxonomy places the organism in Eukaryota, Viridiplantae, Streptophyta, Magnoliopsida, Rosales, Rosaceae. Gene Ontology annotation, biological process: cellular response to unfolded protein; protein refolding; endoplasmic reticulum unfolded protein response.
GUGUGGUAAGCUGCUACAAGCCUCCAAGCCUGUUCAUUCUGAGUCGAUACUCGAUAGCCUAUUCCCUGUCCCAUUUCAAUGGAAAACUUUUCCCGACCCUCCACAACCGUUCUCCUUCUUCUCCGAUUCCGAUGCGGAGGAGGAGUAACGCCUCCAUUCGUUACCUACCGUUUCAAUUUCUCUCCUCCUCCUCAGUCCGAUAAUUUGUUGCCCAAAUCAACUUCGAUUUCUCCGAUGGCCGUCCACCCUGGGUGUCGUUUUCCCUCGUGCAAGAGCAGAGGAGAGAGAUGGGUUGAUUUGUACGACACGUCGUUGUUCGGCUAACAAAAAGCUUCUAGAUGAGAUUGCAAUACGGUUGAGAGACUCUGAUGAGCAAGUGGCAGCUGUUUUAACAGAUGAUGGUUUUGAUGAACAAUAUGAACAUCAUUUGGAACUUUUUAAGGAUGAACUAGAGAUGUUGGAAGAUGAAAUAGAGUUAGAAGAACUCGAAAAAAUGGUGGAACUUGAACAAGAAUUGAAAGAACUUGAACUGUUGGAGGUUGCAGGAGAAAUGGAACAACUUGAAAUGUUGGCUAUUGAAGGUUCAUAUCCGUACUUAAACAAUGGUGUGAACCCUGAGGCAUUUGCUUAUGAUAAGGCUGGUGAUGGAAACAAAGAUAUCAUUCUCUGGGAUGUUGCACCUCUCACCCUUGGUAUCGAAACUGCUGGUGGUAUUAUGACUAAAUUGAUUCCCAGAAACACUGUGAUCCCAACCAAGAAAUCCCAGGUUUUCACCACUUAUCAGGAUCAGCAGAGUACAGUCUACAUUCAGGUCUAUGAGGGUGAAGGGAGUCUAACAAGAUAUUGCAGGAUCCUUGGAAAAUUUGAACUUACUGGCAUUCCCCCAGCCCCAAGGGGUAUUCCUCGGAUUGAAGUCACGUUUGAAGUGGAUACCAAUGGUUUCCUGAAUGUCAAGGCAGAAGACAAGGGCACUGGCAAAUCUGAGAAGAUCACCAUCACCAAUGACAAGGGUUGCACAAGCCAAGAAGAAAUUGAGUGCAUAGUCAAAGAGGCAGAGGAGUUAGCUGAUGAGGACCAGAAGGUGAAGGAGAGGAUUGAUGCCCAUAAUAGCCUGAAAACUUUUAUCUACAACUUGAAGAACCAGAUCAACGAAAUGGACAAGCUUGAGUAUGAUGAGAAGGAUAAGCUUGAGACCGCUGUGAAGAAGGCCCUGGAAUGGAUGAAGGACAACCAGACCGCUGAGAAGGAGGACUAUGAGGAGAAGCUCAAGGAGGUUGAAGCAAUCUGCAACGCUAUCAUCACAACUGUUUACCAGAGGUCAGGUGAUACUCCUGUGGAUUAAUUCAACAGCUGAAUGAAAUUCAUUUGAUCCACUUCAUGAGCUUUAGGCAAGCUUUUUGCAGGAUAUUGAGGCUAUAUAGGUCAAGGGUGAGAGUUUCUAAUUGUAUAAAAGUUAGGGGAGAGAAUAUCUACUCUUUUGAGUAAUGGAGAUAGAAUAUUGUCCCGUUUGUUGGUACUGAAUAUCAUGUCUGAUCUGUUUGUAGUUCUGCCUGUUAAGACAGACAUGCAUAAUCUGUUUAGGAAUACUUUAAAAUACUGUUACCAUCAGAGAACUCUUAUUAGUAUA